AUGAAGAUCUGGACCUCCGAGCAUGUCUUUGACCACCCCCGGGAAAUGGUCACAACAGCUGCGAUGCAGAAGUACCCCAACCCGAUGAACCCCAGCGUGGUGGGUGUCGAUGUCCUGCACAGGCACGUGGACCCCUCGGGCAAGCUGCACAGCCAGCGGGCCCUCUGUGUAGAGGAAACGAUGGAACUGAAGUCCACUAAUAUUUCCUUUACAAAUAUGGUCUCCGUGGACGGGAGGCUCAUCUACGAGCCUCAUCCUCAGCACCCGGGCAAAACGAUUCUCACUCAGGAAGCCCUCAUCAUCGUCAAGGGCGUCAGCCUCAGCAGCUACCUGGAAAGUCUGAUGGCGAGUACCAUCUCUUCCAAUGCUAGUAAAGGUCGAGAAGCCAUAGAAUGGGUAAUAAACAAAUUAAACGCUGAUAUUGAAGAAUUGACGGCCUCCGCUAGAGGAAGCAUAAGGGCGCCGAUGGCAGUGGCAGCGUUUGGAGAAAAAUGA
Molecule: messenger RNA, 495 nt
Organism: Elephantulus edwardii (Cape elephant shrew)
Lineage: Eukaryota; Metazoa; Chordata; Mammalia; Macroscelidea; Macroscelididae
Product: protein slowmo homolog 2-like
Exons: 2
Coding region: 1-495 (164 amino acids)
Biological process (GO): phospholipid transport
Cellular component (GO): mitochondrial intermembrane space
Molecular function (GO): phosphatidic acid transfer activity
Source: RefSeq, a predicted model, not a curated record